UGUGCGCUACGGUGUGACAGUAAGUGUGUCCCGUGUCCGGUACCUGUCUGCGUGUUGUGCGGUGUGACAGUAAGUGUGUCCCGUGUACGGUACCUGUCUGCGUGUUGUGCGGUGUGACAGUAAGUGUGUCCCGUGUCCGGUACCUGUCUGCGUGUUGUGCGGUGCGUCUCUGUUUCCACAUCUCCGAUGUCACACCACAUGCAGUCUCGCUUUUCUACAGGUUUCCUUUUACCUUCUUCUGUGCAGCUGCCUCCUUACAGAUGGAGCCGCAGGGUCUGAAGAUAGACCUGGACUUGUCUCUAGAUGACUUUAUCCCCCCCCACCUGCAGAAAAGGUCACCGGCACAGAACCAUUUGGAUGACGCGCACUGGAUGCUGCCUCCCACCAGGACCCCUGAACUCCCUCCUGAAGAGGACCCAUGGGACAGCCCAGGUGGCCGCAAGGAGAGGUUCUGGAUUCGCUACAAUGGCAUUGGGCCCACAGAUGAAAAUGGGAUGCCCUUUGCUUCUAGAUCUAGUGUGGACAAACCUCGAGAGUGGUACAAGAACAUGUUUAGAGUCCUGCACCGACAGACAGAUUCGGAUGACAGCGAUAAAGAGGAUGACGACCUGCGGCAUCCAAACCAAAAAACUGAGACUCCCGCAUCACCAAGUAAGUCAGGGGUUCUGGAGAAUCCACAGCCCAAACAUUAUAAGCUGAAGGGAAUGUCACUGAGUGCCAGUCCUACCCCUAAGGAGCCAGAACAAUCCCUAACCAGGACCUCCGCCAGUCCUCAAAGCACUCUAACCCACAACCUUAAAGGACACAACCCGCCACCAAGCAAAACCAGCAACACAUCACACCUAUAUGCAACCGGCUCGUCUCCUCGUAGGGGAUCGACAGAAUAUCGACUAAAUGGCAGCCCUUCUUCUAAACGAUCGGACCGUACUUUGGGCUCAUCCUAUAGCGUCUCAAAGUCAUCAUCAAGCACUUUUCCAAUGGAGAGAUCCCCAGUACUAACCAACGGCACCAAUGGACCACCGCGCCAACCAGAAGAAGCCCCAGGUCUGGUUCAGAAUGUAAGCCCUCUGAAAGAUACAAGCUCUUCAGGUUCCGAGGAGCAACAUCAUCAUAAACAUGGAUUUACUUCCAAGGUCUUGGAGCAGUUGGAGACAGAAAUCCGAGAAUUCACCGAGGAGCUGGACAGAGACCUGCGGGUUCAGACGGAGACAUCCGAGAAUCUGCUACAUGCAGACGCCCCAACGUACAGAACGUCCCCGCGGCCGGUCUCUCCAGCAGAUGGCGGCCAUGAGGCAGAUCCCCCCAAUAAAGCACCCGCCAAAGGUCAGACACAGCUGAGAGAGAUAGCCCGAGCUGUGGCAAAGUUUGAUUUUCAGGCUGAAUCACCAAAAGAAUUAUCACUACAGCGGGGAGGCGCUGUCAGCAUACUGAAGAGAGUCGACAAGAACUGGCUUCUGGGAGAGCACGCUGGCCAGAGGGGCCUGUUCCCGGACAGCUAUGUCAAGGUUCUGCCCCCUGGCCAGGCUGCUCCUAAUCCCACCUCUCAGAUGUCAGGAGUCGCUCUCUAUGACUUUAAGGCGGACUCCGAUGCUGAACUGUCUCUGUGUAAGGGUCAGCGUGUUCUCAUUACUCGGAGGGUUGGUGGCAAUUGGUUUGAGGGUCGAGUCGAAGGUUCUGAGCGUCUUGCGCUGUUUCCGGCAAGUUAUGUGCAGGUCGGAGGCGAGACUAUGCAAGAAAUUAAAGGUUUACCCAAAACCGGCGGAACCCCUGCCGAGCAGGUCCCGGGGAACAAAUCUAACCCAGAGGCAUCUGAACCUGUGAAACUAUGUGACCCGGCAGGCGCUGUGUACCGAGUUCUUUUUGACUUCUCUCCCAAGAACUUCGACGAGCUGGAACUGAUCACAGGAGACACCGUGACGGUAACUCAGCGCUGUGAUGACGGCUGGUAUGUAGGUGUCUGCUGGAGGACCCAGAAAUUCGGAACCUUCCCGGGAAAUUUUGUAGUCCCCGCCAAGAGCUCUGCCGACCCAAUGCUUGCUUUAAAAAGGAUAUUGUAGCAAGAAUAAUUAAAAACAAAUGUACCUCCCCCAUCAAAGAAAAA
Molecule: messenger RNA, 2101 nt
Organism: Spea bombifrons (plains spadefoot toad)
Lineage: Eukaryota; Metazoa; Chordata; Amphibia; Anura; Pelobatidae
Gene: SORBS3
Product: sorbin and SH3 domain containing 3
Exons: 16
Coding region: 261-2057 (598 amino acids)
Molecular function (GO): protein binding
Source: RefSeq, a predicted model, not a curated record